This is a messenger RNA of Melozone crissalis (California towhee), 595 nucleotides long. It is a transcript of the gene CRYGS, whose product is annotated as crystallin gamma S. Lineage: Eukaryota; Metazoa; Chordata; Aves; Passeriformes; Passerellidae. Gene Ontology annotation, molecular function: structural constituent of eye lens. Gene Ontology annotation, biological process: visual perception; lens development in camera-type eye. The record is from RefSeq and is a predicted model, not a curated record. The coding region runs from base 59 to 595 and encodes 178 amino acids. The transcript is spliced from 3 exons.
CUGUUUGUAACAGCUGCUGACGUUCCUCCGGCACAGGGGAGCUUGGCUGGAACAGAAAAUGUCCAGAGCUGGAACCAAGGUCACCUUCUAUGAAGACAAGAACUUCCUGGGCCGUUACUACGAGUGUGACAGCGACUGCCCUGAUUUCCACAGCUACCUGAGCCGCUGCAACUCCAUCCGUGUGGAUGGAGGCACCUGGGUGGCCUACGAGAGGCCCAACUAUGCUGGGAACAUGUACGUGCUGACCCACGGGGAGUACCCCGACUACCACCACUGGAUGGGCCUCAACGACCGCCUGGGCUCCUGCAAGUACAUCCAGAUUCCAAGUGGAGGCCGAGGCCACAUCCAGGUGUUUGAGAAGGGAGAUUUUGGCGGGCAGAUGUUCGAAGCCACCGAAGACUGCCCCUCCAUCAUGGAGGAGUGGCACAUGCGUGAGGUGCACGCCUGCAGGGUGCUGGAGGGCGUCUGGGUGUUCUACGAGCACCCCAACUACCGGGGCCGGCAGUACGUGCUGCCCAAGGGGGAGUACCGCAAGCCCGUGGAGUGGGGCGCGGCCAGCCCCGCCGUCCAGUCCUUCCGCAGCAUCUCCGAGUGA